CAGGAUGCGAAUACGGAUGUGGCGUGGUAUAAAAACGCCGGUCGGCUUCCAAUUGGAACGCAGAAUCAAAUUCGAACGCGAACGAUGCACACGACAGCUCAACUGGAUAGCCUGGAGCAAAAGCGCUCGGCCAGUCUGAUCUUUCGGAUCGAGCAGCUGCUGCCCAGCACCAGUAUUUCACCUAGCACCACCAUAACCACUUCAUCAACGGAGACAACAUUGACGCCUUCUACGAGUACAGCCAGUCCUGCCAAGAGGAUGAGGAGCAAUCCACGACCAGGAGUUUACACCUCGCAAUAUACGCCGAAGGACACCUGCUCGAUUGCCAUUCCCACGUCUGCUCUUCUCGGAUCUACGGCCACUCCUACGGAUGUCGGACGCUCUUAUUGCCAACUUUCUAAUGGCGAACUGAUCGUAUCCGCCUCCCUACUUCGCCAGAUUAAACUCUCGGAGGAUGUUUAUAGCUUCAAUGCCAUCUUUGAACUGCACGGAGGGCAGGUUCGCGUCCGAUUGGUCAGUGAUGUGGCCCGGGAGGAUGAGAUCGUAGCAUGGUUUGGCGAGGAGCUUGUCCUGCUCAUGGGCAUUCCUUUCCUGACGCCCCUAAAUAUUCAAGGAAAUAGUCGCUACACGUGUCAUCUCUGCCACUUAACCUUCGAGACGCCCCACCCACUGAAGAUCCAUUUGGCUCUGGGUUGUGGCCGCAGUGCCAUGGAUAUCCUGUGGAUGAGACUGCAUUACGCUCUGAAAGCAGCAGCUCAAAGUCAGACAGCCACCCAGCAUUCACCCAUUCCGGCGGCUUCGUCCACCUCCUCGGCUUCGCCAACCCACUCGCCUCCGCCACAGAUGCCACCCCGUUUCUCAGCCUUUCGACCAAUUGCAGCUCUUACCCAAAGUUUGCCCUUGACAACGACAAGCACUACUCCAGGAACUCUGUCUUACCUGCCCUCCAUUUCGAUGGCCACAGCUCCACUGUCCACCCAUCCAAUGAAUGCAGCUGCCCAGAUCGAGGCUAUAGUCAGCAAUAUGGGUGCCUCCAAGCAGGGUCAUCUGUGCAUCUAUUGUGGAAAAGUCUAUUCCAGGAAAUACGGACUCAAGAUUCACAUACGCACCCACACUGGAUUCAAGCCUCUGAAGUGCAAAUUCUGCCUAAGGCCAUUUGGCGAUCCCAGCAAUCUUAACAAGCAUGUUCGGCUCCAUCUUCAGACGCAUCCGAGUAGUUCUUCGGCAGGAGCUGACAGUGGAGCAGGUGGUGCCGGCAGCGAUGUGGACAUCGAAGGGGAAACGGAUGCCGGUUAUCAAUGUCACAUUUGCCACAAAUCCUUUCCACGUCGCAGAGAUCUGCAACGACACAUGGAGACUCGACAUGGUGCUUCCCAUUCCCAUUCCCAAUCACGAUCCAGCACUACCAGCACCACUACAAUGACCACAACGGUUACCACAUCUACUUCGAAGUCCAGUUAGGAUCUGGAGAAUAUAUUUGUAGCACACUUUUUGGGGAACAGCUGUGAUAAAGAAAUACAAUAUUUUAACUGAAAACUAAAGAAUAAAAAUAAAACAAAAGAAUUUGAUAAAAAAAAAUGAUUUUGAAAUUUA
Drosophila eugracilis is the source of this 1593-nucleotide messenger RNA. RefSeq names its product zinc finger protein 672 (gene Prdm13). The coding region runs from base 85 to 1461 and encodes 458 amino acids. The transcript is spliced from 2 exons. Lineage: Eukaryota; Metazoa; Arthropoda; Insecta; Diptera; Drosophilidae. Gene Ontology annotation, cellular component: nucleus. The record is from RefSeq and is a predicted model, not a curated record.